AUGGAACGCUCAGUAACCAUUGACUUACCAGUCGAACAAGUAGCCAAAGUGGUGAAACGCCACCUCGUUUAUCAUCCAGCAUCCUCAUCAUCUUCACUGAUACCACCGCAUCCCUCACGCAAACAACGCCAGCAACGCAAACAGCAGCAAAAGCAAAGGAAGGAGCAGAAGCUGAAGCAACAGCAACAGGAGCAAAGGAAGCAGCCUACCUACAACACACAUCAUUUAUUACCUGGUGGCUCCAUACUCGAUGAAAUCUACAAAUGGACAGCUCAAGUAGAGAACAAACAGCAAAAGAGAAAUCGCACACAGAGUAUAUCACUGCCUGCACAUCGCGAGCCUACCGUCGAUGUGUCGUUGCAGUCCUUGAAGCAACCUGGUGGCUUCAGGCGUCAUUAUGUGUUGAGCAAAGCAGCGAAACAGGGGAAGAAGCCCCCUAAUUUCGUAACAUCCAGCUUUGUAGAAUUCCUCUGUUUAUAUGGCCAUUUUGGAGGUGAGAAUUUGAGCGAUGCUGAAUCAUCCUCUUCGGAUUCCUCGUCAGAUUCGUAUCACUCAAGCGAAGAUGACAAUGGUGCAGGUGCCAGCAGCGAGGAUGACAGCAUACCUGAGGGCGGUAUCAUGGCCUAUCGCCCGCCCUUGAACAAUGCAUCGUAUUCGUAUGGAGCAACAGACGCUACACAAGGCUCACCGCUACCCAUCUCAACAAACACAAAACGACCCGUCGUCCCGUUGCAAUACAAACAGCUUCAAGCAAGAGAGACCAUGCCACUGUUGUCCAGAUCUCGUCCAGGACAGACACUGCAAGGAAAAGCGACGCCGGGUAAAGCCAUGUUCCUACUACUCAAGUCAUUUGUCACUACUGGCAUCAUGUUUUUGCCUAAAGCUUUCUACAAUGGAGGUUUGUUGUUCUCCAUCUUUGCCAUCACUGCCUGGGCCCUGAUCUCACUAUGGUCCUUUUUGCUGCUGGUGCAGACUCGACUCGUCGUGCCUGCUAGUUUUGGAGACAUGGGAGGCGUGCUGUAUGGAUCCCGUAUGCGAGUUGCUGUACUAGUCGCCAUCACAUUAUCACAGAUUGGAUUUGUAUGCGCUUACAUGAUUUUUGUUGCAGAGAAUUUACAGUCAUUGGUGCUCACGUUCUCCAAGUGUCGACUCACCAUCCCAAUGCAUCUGUUGAUAUUGGCUCAAAGUUUUGCCUUUAUUCCACUUGCCAUGAUUCGAAAAAUCCAACGCUUAUCCGUAUUCGCUUUGAUUGCAGACGUCUUUAUUGUGAUUGGAUUGAUCUACCUGUUUUACUAUGAUUUGAAGGAGCUGUUUACGGUUGGCAUGGUGCAGGUGGAGAUGUGGAAUCCUUUGCAUUACCCGCUUUUCCUCGGCACUGCAGCAUUUACAUUUGAAGGCAUUGGAUUAGUCAUCCCCAUUACCGAAUCCAUGAAGGAUCCCAAGAAAUUCCCUCGCGUCUUGACCAGAGCCCUGACGGUAAUCACCUGCUUAUUCAUCACUAUGGGCGCUUUAUCCUACAUGACAUUUGGCGAGAAUGUGCAAACCAUCAUUUUACUCAACUUGCCUAGCAAGGAUCCCAUGGUAUCCUCCAUCCAGACACUGUAUUCACUAGCCAUCUGCUUGUCGAUCCCAUUGCAAUUAUUUCCGGCUAUCCGUAUCAUGGAAAACGGUCUGUUUACCACCAAAUCAGGAAAGAACAAUGCCAUUGUCAAGUGGCAAAAGAACGUGUUUCGAGUGUUUGUGGUGUUUUUAUGUGCAGGCAUUGGCAUCAUCGGCUCCAAGGACAAACUGGACAAGUUUGUAGCUUUGAUUGGUGCCCUGUUCUGUAUUCCUCUCUGCUUUGUGUUUCCUCCCUUGUUUCAUCUCAAGGCUUUGGAGCUGCCUACCACGAGACGCAUUGCUAAUUUUGCAUUGAUUUUGUUUGGUAUUAUAUGUAUGGCAUUUGUAUCAUUUUCAACCAUCACUCAAUGGAAUUCAGCAGAACCAACUGAUCCAGUUCAACGAUGUAUUAUUCAUAGAGCAUAA
This is a messenger RNA of Mucor velutinosus, 2025 nucleotides long. RefSeq lists its product as uncharacterized. The transcript is spliced from 4 exons. Bases 1 to 2025 code for a protein of 674 amino acids. Gene Ontology annotation, cellular component: vacuolar membrane. Gene Ontology annotation, biological process: amino acid transmembrane transport. Gene Ontology annotation, molecular function: L-amino acid transmembrane transporter activity. The record is from RefSeq and is a predicted model, not a curated record. Lineage: Eukaryota; Fungi; Mucoromycota; Mucoromycetes; Mucorales; Mucoraceae.